Molecule: messenger RNA, 3440 nt
Organism: Nannospalax galili (Upper Galilee mountains blind mole rat)
Lineage: Eukaryota; Metazoa; Chordata; Mammalia; Rodentia; Spalacidae
Gene: Znf317
Product: zinc finger protein 317
Exons: 9
Coding region: 339-2120 (593 amino acids)
Biological process (GO): regulation of transcription by RNA polymerase II
Cellular component (GO): nucleus
Molecular function (GO): DNA-binding transcription activator activity, RNA polymerase II-specific; RNA polymerase II cis-regulatory region sequence-specific DNA binding
Source: RefSeq, a predicted model, not a curated record
AUGAAGCGGAAGCCAUUACUCUCAGGAGGCAAUUGCAAUGAGUCUUGUGCAAAAAAGGGUUAGGUAUCUAAUCUUUCCGUUCUUUUGGGGGGCCCUUUUCUUACCCUAACCGUUCAGGACAUUUGGUGUAAACUUCUCAUCCUUCGGAGGUAACUUGCGAGACUUCUGCUUCCUUGAAUUUUACCCUCUGUCUGACCCUGGUAUAAGCUUUCUGCUUUCUUGUCUUUAUGAAGGAAUUUGACUACUGUUGGACUUCAUAUGCCAGCUGAGAGAGUCAAUGAGAACAAUCUUGCUUCCUGGUUUUCCAUAGACUCUCAAAGUCACCCUACUCACAUAAAAUGGCUGCCCUCAGUCUGUCUCCCAUGUUCGCUGUAUCCAAUCAAGAAUCUACAGAUAACCAGGAGUCAGAAUUUCCUCUUCAUUCCCAGCCACAGAACUUGGAUCUAUUUUCCUGCCAUGUUUUGGAACCUUAUACACCAAGCAGUCGUUAUUCUCGGGACUCUGUGACAUUCCAGGAUAUUGCUGUGGACUUUACAGAGAAGGAGUGGCCUCUGCUGGAUUCUUCCCAGAGAAAACUGUACAAAGAUGUGAUGCUAGAGAACUAUAGCCAUCUGACAUCUCUGGGGUAUCAGGUUGGCAAACCGAGCCUCAUCUCACACUUGGAACAGGAAGAGGAGCUAAGGAUGGAGGAGAGAGACACUGAGCAAGGUACAUCUCCAGAUUGGGAGACUCCAUCUACGACCAAGUGGUCUAUUCUUUUGGAAGAUCUUUUUGGUGAGGAAGCAUCCACUAGUAUGACGAUGGAAAAAUCUGAUCUCAGGAAGAAAUCUGAAUAUGCCCACUUGUUUGAAGUCUUCAGCCUGGGCACUCCCCUUACUCAGCCAGUGGGAAGGCCCACAAACAAAAGGCCCCAUCACCGCCAUAGCUAUGGAGUUUCUUUCAAGAGUAGAACCCACUUCACUCAGCAUGUGAGCAUGUAUGAUGGCAGAAAAAUGCAUCAGUGUCACCAGUGCCAGAAAGCCUUUACCACAAGUGCUUCCCUUACAAGACAUCGUAGGAUACACACCGGGGAGAAGCCUUACAAGUGCAGUGACUGUGGCAAAGCCUUCAAUGACCCCUCAGCUCUGCGGAGCCAUGCAAGAACACACCUGAAAGAAAAGCCAUUUGAUUGUAGUCAGUGUGGAAAUGCCUUCCGGACCCUCUCAGCACUGAAGAUACACAUGCGAGUUCAUACUGGUGAGAGACCUUACAAAUGUGAUGAGUGUGGCAAAGCUUAUGGUCGGAGCUGCCACCUCAUUGCCCACAAGCGGACACACACUGGAGAAAGGCCCUAUGAAUGUCAGGAUUGUGGGAAAGCCUUCCAGCACCCCUCCCACCUGAAGGAACAUGUCAGGAACCACACUGGGGAGAAACCCUAUGAGUGUAUACAGUGUGGCAAAGCCUUCCGCUGGAAGUCUAACUUUAAUCUACACAAGAAAAACCACAUGAUAGAGAAAACCUAUGAAUGUAAAGAGUGUGGGAAAUCCUUUGGUGACCUCCUGUCACGGCGAAAGCACAUGAGGAUCCAUAUUGUGAAGAAACCAGUUGAGUGUCGCCAGUGUGGGAAAACGUUCCGGAAUCAGUCCAUCCUGAAGACACACAUGAAUUCUCACACUGGAGAGAAGCCUUAUGGAUGUGAUCUCUGUGGGAAAGCCUUCAGUGCAAGUUCCAACCUCACUGCACACAGGAAGAUACACACUCAAGAGAGACACUAUGAAUGUGCUGCCUGUGGAAAGGUUUUCAACGAUUACCUCUCACGGAGGAGGCACAUGAGCAUCCAUUUGGUGAGGAAGCGUGUAGAAUGUCGGCAGUGUGGGAAAGCCUUCAGGAACCAGUCCACCCUGAAUACGCACAUGAGAAGUCACACAGGUGAGAAGCCUUACGAGUGUGACCAUUGUGGGAAAUCUUUCAGCAUUGGCUCGAACCUUAAUGUGCACCGGAGGAUCCAUACUGGGGAAAAGCCCUAUGAAUGUCUUGUAUGUGGGAAAACCUUCAGUGACCACUCAUCCCUUCGAAGCCAUGUAAAAACCCACCGAGGAGAGAAGCUUUUUGCACCAUCUGUGUGGAAAAGACUUCAGUGAGUACUUGGACUCAAAGGAAACAUGACCUUCUUUCCUGGUGUUGAAGAGUGACCUGUUCUUCCAUAUUUCUCCCAUGGAGCCACAUAGAAGAUUUACCCAUUUCACUUUCAGCUCCACAUUCCAGUUCGACUGGGCUUUUUCUUCAUAAAGCAGUUCUCUUCUUGGGAGUGCCCUCCUGGAGUACCUAGCUUCAUUUAGGAAUACCUCAUCCCAUCUCCAGCUCAUCUACAACUUUAACAUUAAGAAACCCUUUUAAAUCAAGUCUUCUUCUGUAUCUAGAUCCUAAAGAGAUCGCUGAGAAACCCAGAGAUAAGAAACAUAAAGCUUUUAAAAAAAUUAUUAUGAAUAUCCAAGGGGAUUUUUUUUUAUACAAAAGAAUCUACAAGAUGAACUCAUAGAAAAAAGCAUAAGAUGGAGUGCUUUAUCAAUCAUAAACUUCAGUAUGUUUUUUAUCACUAUGACAAACUGCUUUAAACAACUUGAGGAGUGAAAGAUUUUGCAUGUCAUUCCCUCAGAGUCUUCAUCUCCUAGCUAGUUGACACUAUACCUUUUAGGCCACAGUGAGAGACCACAUCAUGAUGGGGAACUCCUGAUAGAUUAAGAGUGCUCAGCUCAUGUCCAGAAAAUAGAGACAGGAACAGGCAGAGGCCAGGGUUAUACCUUUCAAAGAUAUGCCUACCCCCCCCAUAAUCCACAUUGACAAUUAGAUCCUUCUUUGACAGCUUCUACCUCUUGUCAGUAUUCUAUUCAACUGAGUUCAUCCAGGAAUUAAACCAUUGAUGAAGUCAGAACCUUCAUAAUGUAACGACCCUGCAGAAACACCACCUCUGAUCACCAUUGAACUGGGAACCAAACCUCAAACUUUGUGGGGAUAACUGAGAUCCAAAACAGCAGUAUAAGAGUGACACAAUAUAAAAUUUUCAAUUGCAGUGACUGAAACAAUGUGAGGAGCUGGAGAAGCUUGUUGUCUCCCCCCGCCCCCACUGAAGGCCUGACGAAUUCCAAGAGAUCUGCUAGUCUUCAGUCUAUGUUGGAAUCUGAAGAAAUUGGUCACAGCAGCCAGACAAAGUGAGAGAGAAGGCGAGGCACAACAAAGCAAGAGCUUCCUUCUACCAUGCCCUUUUAUAUGACUGUCAUCAGAAAGCAAUGCCCAUAUUUAGGGUGGGCCUUCCAGCUUCAGUUGAUCCAAUCAAGGUCUCAUUUCAGUUAAUCCCAGAUCCAGUCAAAUUAAUACCCAGGAUUAGCUAUCACAAGUCCACCCCUUGUCAACUUGACAUCCAAUAGCUUCUCCUUUUGUCAUGCUUAAUUUUCAAAUGAAAA